Ricinus communis (castor bean) is the source of this 2431-nucleotide messenger RNA. RefSeq lists its product as uncharacterized. The record is from RefSeq and is a predicted model, not a curated record. Lineage: Eukaryota; Viridiplantae; Streptophyta; Magnoliopsida; Malpighiales; Euphorbiaceae. The transcript has a single exon. The coding region runs from base 487 to 2217 and encodes 576 amino acids.
ACCAUUUUACCCUCACUGAUUUCCCUCUUUGCCAAUCCCUAACUAACCUUCUUCUCUCUGAUUGCCCGGACUGCUUCCUGAAAUGACCAGUACGCCCUUCACUCUACGUCAACUCACCUGUCAUUUGCCAAAAAGGAUAGGCCCUUUCUCGUCCACCCGAAAUUGUAAAAAUGCACACCGCCUAUUUCCUCUUUCCUCUCUAUCGGACAAAAGAUAAUCCUCUGAAAUUACCAUUUUACCCUCAGACAUUUCCCUAUGUUUCCGAUUACCAGAAAUGGUUGUUGCAGUGACGAAAAUACCCUAAUUUUUAAACACCUAAACCAGUAAAUCAUUGUCAUUUUAUUGACAAGCACGUGUCCUAAUUUGUCCAUUCAACAAAAACCACACUUUCCUUGUUGUCUUUCUUCUCUUUCCUAACCCUAACCCUAACCCUUAAAAAAAAAAAUCCUAGAGAGAGAAAAAGUUAAGUUUCGGAGAGAGAAUAAAAUGGACGGUGGCGGUGGCGGUGGCGGUUACAGAAUAGAAGCAGAACGGUGGUUGACAAUAUCAGAAAAGCUAUUGACGGCGCGCGAUUUUCAAGGAGCGAAAAGUUUCGCGAUCCGAGCCAGAGAAUCCGACCCGAGAUUACUUGAAUUCGCGGAUCAAAUAAUCGCUGUGGCAGACACGCUACUCGCCGGAGAUUUAAGAAUAAUAAAUCACAAUACAGGAAGCAAUAACCAUGAUUAUUACGCGAUAUUGCAGUUACCGAGACUGAGUCAGUCAAUGGAACUCGUCGCGACUCAGUAUAGAAAGUUAGCUUUGUUGUUGAAUCCAACAAGGAUUAGACUUUCUUUCGCUGAUCAUGCUUUUGGACUUGUAUCCGAAGCUUGGCUGGUGUUUUCAAAUCCAUCCAAAAAAGCAUUGUAUGAUCAUGAGUUGCAAGUGAGUCAAUUCGGUCAGCUCGGUCAGUUAGGGCAUCAACAACAACAAUUCGGUCAAGUCGGUGUACCCAGCCAUCAAGACUUUCAUCAUCAUCAGGAGCAGCAGCACCACCACCAACAACAGCAGCAGCUACAACAACAGACAACUUUUACGAGUUAUACUGAGUCAAUUCCGUCAACUCGCUCUGCUCAGCCAAGAAUGACUGAGCCGAUUCGGCCAAUAGCACAGCAUAAAGCCGCUCCAACUCCUGAGCCGAUUCGUCCUGCUUCUCAACCUAAAUCAACAGCUGAGCCGACUCGGCCUUUUCCUGUAGCUCAAAAUAAAGCAACUGAGUCAGCUCAACGAGAAACUCCGCCUGUAGCAGCUACCGAGCCGAGCAGGCCAGCUGUCCAGCAAAAAUCGCCGGAACCAAGUCGGCCUAAUAUUCAGACUAAUAAUGCUGAGUCAUCAUCACGCGUUACUCCGUCUUCUAACACUGUGACUGAGUCAGAAGUAUCGGGUUUUUGGACUGCAUGUCCGUACUGUUUUAUUCUCUACGAGUAUCCGAAAGGGUAUGAGGAUUGUGCAAUCAGGUGUCAAAAAUGUAAAAGAGCGUUUCAUGCAGCAAUGAUACCGUCACCGCCUGUGAUGGAUGGUAAAGAUACUUACUUUUGUUGUUGGGGUUAUUUUCCAUUAGGGUUUUCAGGUAAUGGAAAAGAUGGUGGAGGUGGGUUUGGGUCGACUUGGUCACCAGUGUCGGCAAUGUUUGCUACACCUUUACCCGGUACUGAGAAAUUAAAGCAAAGUGGUGGUAGUCAAGUAAAGAGAUCUGAGAGGAAAAUAAUUUAUAAAGAUGAUGUGUAUAUAGAUUUAUCUGACCCUAGUGAUGAUGAUGAGUCUGAUUCUGAUGAUGAUUGGGAUAAUAAUAGAAGAAAGAAAGUGAAAAGUAAUAAAGGGAAAUCGACAACCCCUAGUAAAAAUGUGAAGAGAGCACAGAGUGACAGGGGAAAGAAGGUGAUUGUUCAAAAUGGGGAUGGCAUCGGCGGUGGUGGAGGUAAUGUGCAAGGUGAAGUGAGGAAAGGGGAGGGGAGUAGUGGGAAGAAGAGAGGAGCGAAGGAUUUGGGGAAGUUGGAUUUGAAUGUAAUGUUUAGUAACGAGGUGGAAGAGGCCGUGCCGGGAGUUAGUGAAGGGAAUGGAGCUGAAAAUGGAGAGGAAGAUAACAUCGAAGGCAUCAGUUUUUUUGAAGGUCUUGAUGAGUUUCUAAGUAGCUUGCCAAUACUCUCUGUUGUUGGAGAUGACAAGGUCAAGGCUAGUUAGUGAAGUAAGACUCUUCCUUUUUGUUGUUGUUACAUUUUGUUGUUUUUCUUUCUUUGUUUUUUUGGUAGUCUUUUGUUGUAUGUAGUAUUUAAUCAUGGAGAGGCACCAGCAUUUCGUUCGCACAUUUGCCUGGUUGUUGACAUCCAAUGUAUAUUUUGCAGAUUCCUGGUCUCUUUAACUUUCUUAAAUAAUUUACUUGGGUCUUUACGGAUCA